Messenger RNA from Salvia miltiorrhiza (redroot sage), 2288 nucleotides. Its product is annotated as beta-glucuronosyltransferase GlcAT14A-like. The coding region runs from base 780 to 2036 and encodes 418 amino acids. Gene Ontology annotation, cellular component: membrane. Gene Ontology annotation, molecular function: glucuronosyltransferase activity. The transcript is spliced from 5 exons. The record is from RefSeq and is a predicted model, not a curated record. NCBI's taxonomy places the organism in Eukaryota, Viridiplantae, Streptophyta, Magnoliopsida, Lamiales, Lamiaceae.
GUGAUUAUUACAUAGCUCGCCACGUAAUUAGGCGAUAAUCAUAAAUUAAGAAACAAUAAUAGAAAAGGAGGCGGCCGGUUUAAAGCAGAAUCCACCAUUAUUAUUUUCAUUCCCGUAUCUAUUAUGUAUCUAUAUAUUUUAUUAUUUUGCAUUUUCAUUAUUUUAGUACAUUUUCUGUAAUGUGUAUAUAUUUCUUUUUUGUGCGUCACUGUAUUUAUUUACUGUCUCUCUCUCUGUGGAAUUUCCCUUCCGUUCUUUACCCCAACAAAACGGCAACAGAAUUACACACACAUUCAUCACAAUUUUGAAAUUCUGAGAUCACUGUUACCUUCGCAAUUGAAACUCACCAUUUUUCUGCGUUUUGACGCUGCUUUCUCACUCAAUCAGCUGUUUUUCUCUCGCUCUUAUAUAUAUAUAGAUAUACAUAUAUAUGCGCACAGAUAUAUCGCUCUGUCUAUCAAUCUCUUUCUUCCUUUCUCUCUCCUGGCUAGCGGGUUUGCCAAGGCAGACACGAUCUCCGCCAUCGUAAUAUAAAAUAACCAGGGGGUUUCCAAUUCAACAGCUUUUCUGAUAUAUUGAAGCACCUUCUGUGGAUUUCAAGCAAAGUGGAUAUUGGUCCUUAAUUGAACAUUUUCUGCCACAAUACAACAGGAAUCAGCUAUCCGCACAUUGUUAUUUAACCCCUCUGGUGUGCAAAUAGUUGGAUCCAUCAGAACAUAGACAACCAACCAAUUGUGAUGAGAAUUUCUCACUGGAUUUCAUGAUCAUAAGUUUUUGCAAUGGGGUACUUGAGUGUGGAGAAGAAGUGGGUGUUCCCUCUUGUUAUAAGUUCAUUAGUAUGUGUUUUCCUUCUGGCAACCUCCUUUAAUAUGGGCCUUGUGUCCUCAUUGCACACAAUAAAUUCCAUUUUUUCAAUAUUCCCUUCUCGUCUUACUUCCAACGGCUCUAGCUUUGUUGAGUCAAAAAUGAAUCAAGCUCCGCCACUUGUUCCCCCUCCUCUUCCGAAAUUUGCUUAUUUGAUUUCUGGAUCAAAAGGUGAUGUAGACAAACUUUGGAGGACUCUUCAUGCUCUGUAUCAUCCAUGGAACUAUUAUAUAGUUCAUCUGGAUCUUGAGUCUCCCUUAGAGGAGAGAUGGGAACUCACAUCUCGGGUGGCAAACCACACACUUUUUACGAAGGUUGGGAAUGUUAUUGUAAAUAACAGAUCAAAUAUGGUCACUUAUAGGGGUCCCACAAUGGUUGCUAAUACCCUUCAUGCAUGCGCCAUUCUUCUAAAGAAAUAUAAAGAUUGGGAUUGGUUUAUUAACCUCAGUGCUUCAGAUUAUCCUUUGGUGACUCAAGAUGAUCUUCUCGAUACAUUCGCUGAUCUGAAAAGAGAUCUAAAUUUCGUAGAACACACUAGUGACUUGGGCUGGAAAGCUGCUCAGAGGGCAAUGCCGUUGAUUAUAGAUCCUGGACUUUACCAGACAACCAAAUCUGACAUAUUUACAGUUGGACCCAAAAGAAAUUUACCAACAGCAUUCAAAUUGUUUACUGGUUCAGCUUGGAUGAUCUUAUCACGUGCAUUUGUGGAGUACUGCAUAUGGGGCUGGGAUAAUCUCCCACGAACCCUGCUGAUGUAUUACUCAAACUUUGUUUCCUCCCCAGAAGGCUAUUUCCAAACUGUCAUCUGCAAUGCUCCGCAGUUUGUGCCAACUGUUGUCAACCACGACAUGCACUAUAUAUCCUGGGAUAACCCCCCACAACAGCAUCCUCACACGUUAUCCGUUAAUGACACAGCAGAUAUGAUUGGUAGCAAUGCUCCAUUUGCACGUAAAUUCAAAAUGGACGAUCCGGUGUUGGACCAGAUUGACAUUCAUUUACUCGGGAGGAAAAGAGGGGGCUUCACGCCUGGUGGCUGGUGUGCAGGCAAACCUCGUUGCUCGAGGGUGGGGAACCGGAACAAGCUUAGGCCGAGUCCUGGUUCUCAAAGGCUGCAACGCCUCAUAGGUAAUAUAGUAUUUUCAGAAAAUUUUACUAAAGCUCAAUGUUUCUAGAUUUCUUCGUCCAUUGCUGCUAGAGGUGGAGGGAGAAGGCGGGAGAAAUCCACGAGAGGCGAGAUUACACGUAGUAGAUCAUUAGGCAUUUUCCCAAGCACCAAUAAUGAAUUAGAAUUAGUGCAUAUACACAAAAAAAGAAUUGCUUCUUUCGGCCAUGUAAUUGUAGGUCCUUUUUUGACAUAUAUACUGUUAUAAAGUCAUAUUCAUAUUAUCAAUGGCUGCUGCAUUCGGCAUCAUUUAUUUUUUAAA